Messenger RNA from Mirounga angustirostris (Northern elephant seal), 990 nucleotides. It is a transcript of the gene PLEKHJ1, whose product is annotated as pleckstrin homology domain containing J1. NCBI's taxonomy places the organism in Eukaryota, Metazoa, Chordata, Mammalia, Carnivora, Phocidae. The coding region runs from base 42 to 491 and encodes 149 amino acids. Gene Ontology annotation, biological process: endosome organization; receptor recycling; retrograde transport, endosome to Golgi. The record is from RefSeq and is a predicted model, not a curated record. Gene Ontology annotation, cellular component: early endosome; trans-Golgi network; recycling endosome. The transcript is spliced from 6 exons.
GGGCGCGGUCAGCGCUCCGCGUUUUGGGUCCUGGCAGCGCCAUGCGCUACAACGAGAAGGAGCUGCAGGCGCUGUCUCGGCAGCCGGCCGAGUUGGCGGCCGAGCUGGGCAUGCGGGGCCCCAAGAAGGGGAGCGUGCUGAAGCGGCGGCUGGUAAAGUUGGUGGUCAACUUCCUCUUCUACUUCCGGACGGACGAGGCCGAGCCCGUCGGAGCCUUGCUGCUGGAGCGCUGCAGAGUCACCCAGGAGGAGCCCAGCGGCUUCUCCAUCAGCUUCAUGGAGGACCCGGAGAGGAAGUACCACUUCGAGUGCUGCAGUGAGGAGCAGUGUCAGGAGUGGAUGGGGGCUCUGCGGCGAGCCAGCUACGAGUUCAUGCGGAGGAGCCUCAUAUUCUACAGGAAUGAGAUCCAGAAGAUGACUGGCAAGGACCCCCUGGAGCAGUUCGGCAUAUCUGAGGAGGCCAGGUUCCAGCUGGGUGGCUUGAAGGCCUGAGUCUGGAACAACCCCCCGCCCCAUCCUCUCCAGGCCCUGGGUUUCCUGGUCAAGCCUGGAUUUGCUGCAGAUGUUUGGCUUAAAGACUUCAAAAACCCAAGAUCGGUGGGGGUGGGCAGGGGCAGGUUGGAGAAACAACCCACUGACCCCCCCCCCCCCCCGGCCCCCAGACUGGUCUGCACCUAUUGGUGCCCCAUGCUGCUACCGGGGGACAAACGUCCACUCCUAGAAGUUGCGUCCAGCCCCUCGGGCACAUCCGUCUGGGGUCUGGAGGCUCCUGAGGCUGGUGUAGCUCUCCUGGCCUGUGCAGGCUGAAUGUACAAAGCUAAACGAUGCUGUGAAGACGGGCGUGGUGGCCACGCCUGCUGGAGCCACUGUGAAUUCUACUCCUGCUGAUGGGGCAGGCCCUGGCCGGACGCCUCUGGGUGGAGCUGGAAGUCUUCACUCUCAGGCCAGCGUGCUUGUUGUAUUCAAAUAAAGGGACCUCUUUUCCACGUGG